AUGGAUCUAGGAACCGCUGCCGCCGUCGCAGCCGGAGCGGCCACCGCAGCCGCCUAUCUCGACGCCAAAUUCCAUCUGUCCAAGGACCUAGUGACGCUGCUGAACCUGCGGCGGGGGGCGAAGCGGUAUGCUGAGGCUGAGAAGCAAGGCCGCAUCAACCCCUGGUUCUUCUUCGAGAACGCCGCGCGCAGAAAUCCCGACACCGUCUGCAUCUGGUCGCGCGAAAAGUGCUACUCGUAUCGCGAUGCCUAUGUCCGCGCUGCUCAGUACGGGCACUACUUCCUCUCCCUCGGUGUCCAGCCCGGUCAGCUUGUUGCUUUCUAUCUGAUGAACAGCCCUGAGUUCCUCCUCGCUUGGCUCGGCCUGAUGAGCAUUGGCUGUGCGCCUGCUGCUAUCAAUUACAAUCUCGCUGGCGAUGCGCUUGUUCACUGUCUGAAGAUCAGCAGCGUGUCGUUCGUUCUGGCUGAUGAAGACCCCGACUGUCGCCAGCGCAUCGAGGACAGUCGGGCGGCCAUCGAGGAGCAGCUGGGCAUGAAGAUCAUCCUGCUGGAUUCCGCGCUGCAGGCCCAUCUCGAUACCUUCCCGACGUCUCCCCCAGACGAGAAAUACCGGUUGAAUGUCCCCGGCGAAUUCCCUGCCAUCCUGCUCUACACCUCCGGCACGACCGGCAUGCCGAAAGGCUGCCCGUUCACCAUGGCGCGGCUCUUCCAGACCGUCUUCGUGAGCAGAGGCGGCCCGCUCGACGGAAACCCGGACGAAGACCGCUGGUACAACUGCAUGCCUUUGUACCACGGCACGGGCGGCAUGCUGACGAUUGUCUGCUUGCUGACCGGCAUCCCUGUCGCCAUCGGCCGCAGGUUCAGCGUCCGCACUUUCUGGUCUGACAUCCGCGACUCCCAGGCUACCUGGUUCGUCUACGUCGGCGAGACGGUGCGCUACCUGCUCAACGCGCCGCCGUCGCCGCUUGACCGCGACCACCGCGUGCGCGGCAUCCGGGGCAACGGGCUGCGGCCGGAC
Molecule: messenger RNA, 1017 nt
Organism: Rasamsonia emersonii CBS 393.64
Lineage: Eukaryota; Fungi; Ascomycota; Eurotiomycetes; Eurotiales; Trichocomaceae
Exons: 3
Molecular function (GO): long-chain fatty acid transmembrane transporter activity; long-chain fatty acid-CoA ligase activity
Source: RefSeq, a predicted model, not a curated record